This is a messenger RNA of Ochlerotatus camptorhynchus, 941 nucleotides long. RefSeq names its product large ribosomal subunit protein bL17-like. The record is from RefSeq and is a predicted model, not a curated record. The transcript is spliced from 2 exons. Bases 66 to 941 code for a protein of 291 amino acids. Gene Ontology annotation, molecular function: structural constituent of ribosome. Gene Ontology annotation, cellular component: mitochondrial large ribosomal subunit; ribosome. NCBI's taxonomy places the organism in Eukaryota, Metazoa, Arthropoda, Insecta, Diptera, Culicidae. Gene Ontology annotation, biological process: translation.
UACACUAGUUUAAUAAUCAACAUAUAAAGUGAAAUUAUCGUAAUAAAGUGCUAACACACCCAAAAAUGAACCAAGCCGAAGUGGUCAAGCUGAUGUCACAGCUGAAGGUUGCGAUCCGGCCCCGUCAUCGAAACUUGAAAAACAUCGACGGACCGGAAGGGCGGCUCGACAAGCUUCGCAAAACCGUGACAGCGCUGAUCAAACACGAACGGAUCGAGCUGAACUACCAGCGAGCGGAUGAAGCGCGGGGCUACGCCGAGCGGCUGAUCUCCGAUGCCAUCCGGUACGGGGAUUGCCACAAGCCGACGAUGGAAAUAGCCGACUAUUGGCUGACGGAGAAGCAGCUGGUGCACAAGCUAUUCAAGGUGCUGGCGCCCAGGUUCGAAGAGUACAAAGUGUCCGCCACGCGGAUGUACAAGGCACCGAAAGAAUAUCUCGGCUGGUAUCGGAAGCGCGCGGUACUGGAGCUGCGGGGGAAUCCGUAUCCUUCGCUGGUGCAGAAUUUGUACCAGAAUCGGAAUUUACUGCACAAUGUUUUGCUGGACGAUGCGCGCAAGGAUUUCCGCAAGGAAAAGUACGCGGAAAUUGCGGCGCAGAUUGGCGAUCAGGUAGAGCAAAACACGACAUCUUUUGAAACGGAUGUGUUCGGUGAACCUUCUAUGGAGCCAAACAACCCUGAAAGUGCAGAGCUCAUCAGAGGUCAGCAUGAUGAAGGUGCUCCGGCUGACUACGAAACACUUACUGAAUCAACAGAACUAAUGGAAGAACAGGAGAACAUCCCGCCUCUACCGCAGGAUACCAAAACGGAGGAUGGAAAGAUGAAGCUUAAGAGGAGUGGUACCAAGCGCCUGUUGACUGGUUCAGAUUCUGAUCCGAACCUUUGCCAAGCCAAAAUCGGCCGAUGGGACCAAAACGCCCGUAACAAAAUGUCAAAAAUUUGA